This is a messenger RNA of Adineta steineri, 2412 nucleotides long. The record is from the annotation of a GenBank genome assembly. Lineage: Eukaryota; Metazoa; Rotifera; Eurotatoria; Adinetida; Adinetidae.
AUGAACAUUUAUAUAUUACGUUGUACAACAGCAGAAGAAAAAUAUAAAAUCAAAUGUUAUGUUAAUAAUGAUGUCAAAUUUAACUUUAAUCGUGAUAAAGCAUUUGAUGAAAAAGGAUCUAUGAGUCCUUAUAUAUAUAAAGCUGAAGUAGAUUUAAUUAUUAACAAACAAGAUCAUCUAUUUCUUAAACUUCAAAAUGGUUCACUACCUAUUCAAAAUUAUCGAUUACGUCUUUCACGUAGAAUUCCUCAAACUGAGAAAACAUAUCGUGAUUAUAAUGAUGACAAAGAACGAUAUUUUGAUAAUCCUCGUUCUACUCAACAUUAUUUUCUAUUUGAUGUUAAUUUCGCUAGAAAUUUCGCGGAUGGUCCUCCAGGAUAUAAUGUACCUUUUUGGAGUCAAUUAUGUUUAUAUACUUUUUAUAUUAUUCGCUAUGAAAUGUAUGAUGUUUUUGAUAGUUUAAUUGAACAAUUUCAAAGAUUUAUUCAAGAAUAUCAACCUAAAUUAACACGUGAAGAAUUUUGUGAUUUUUUUCAAACUUGUUUUACACAUUUAUUCUAUGCAAUGUCCGGUAGAUUCAAACAACAUAUUGCUGAUAAAUUUAUUAUUUGUAUAAGCGGACUUUUACCAAUAACAAAGACAAAUUUUGAUUUAAUGAGUAACUUUACUCUAAAUUUUACAAAAGCAUUUAUUGAAGAUGUUACAGAACAUUACGAUCAUAUUUUCGAAACAGUUGAAUCAAACGAAUGGCCAUUAUUUCGUGAUGGUUUCGUUCUGUUUCUUUCCAUUGAAUUAUUAUCUAGAUCAGCAGAUACCAUAAAUUUAAUAAAUCGAAUGAAAAAUGAUGAAUGUAAAAAAGAUCUCGCUAACGUAUUAUUACAACGACUUGACGAAUUACAAAAACCAAUUUUGGGUUUAAAUUGGACAGAUUUAUUUCAACUUGUAGAUCCAAAUAUUCUGACAUUGAGACAACUUAAAUUAACAAGAUCAAUACAAGUAUAUAUUACGUGUUUAAUCCAAAUUAUAGCAAUAAAUAAAAAUGAAAUGGACAUUAAUGAUACUAUAAUUCGCCAAUUCGAUCAACUUGUGUUUGAUGAUCAUUUACCAAUUGAUCUCGAAAGUAUUAAAUUUUUACUUAAAUUUUUACCAGUUGAAUCAACUGAGUCUGACGAAGAUUCAAAAUAUAUUCUACAAACAGUCAAUAAAGCUAUUGAAUCAAGUAUAACAUUACGUGCAAAAAUAAAGAACUAUUUAUAUGCAUUAGAAACAACAAUUCAACAAUUUAUUGAUAUUCGUUUUAUUAUAAGUUGUCAAUCGAAAUCAAUUAUAUUAUUUAAUAUUGAUAAGCAAGAUUUAUUAAUUCAUUUAUUAUCUAAUGCUCAUACAUCAUACUCAUAUGAAUUUUUCAAACAAUGGUUUCAUUCAUUUUUGUUAUUCAAUGAUCAAAUAGAUGAUCGAAAAAGAAAAGAUUAUCAAGAUUUACUUCAACAUUGGUCUAGUCUCAUUACAAGAUCUCAUGAAAUAAUGAUAAAAAUUAUGAUGGAUAUCGAUGGAUUAAUUAAUAAUUUUGAAAAUAAAGAUUAUCAAUUAAUUUUUAUUCAUCACAUGAUUAAACUUUGUUUUCUACAAGGAUCUAUUUAUCGUAUUAUAUCCGAAGGUUUAGUUAAUGUUUCUAAUGAAUUAUUUCGUGAUCAAUUUAAAAAACAAUUUGCAUUAGAUUGUCUAAAUAUUUCUCAAGAUAAAUUAAAACAAAUAUAUAAUCCUGAAAAUCCUUUGUAUUAUUUAAUUAAUAUAUAUAAAGAGACUAAAGGUACAAGUCAAUUAGUUAAUGAUUUGAUUUGUUUAACGACAAAUAAAAUUCAAUUUAAUAUUAAUGAAAUUUUACGUGAUGGAUUUGAAAAACCAACUCGUACAUCAUGUAUUUAUGCAGUUUUAUUUGAAGAUUACUUUAAAGGUUCUUUAUUAAAUCAAACGAUAAUUGAUCAAUUACUUGCAUUAUGGAAUACAUGGGAAGAUGAAGGUUUUCGCGCUAAUCAACUACAAAGUUGGAAAAAAUUUUCUGAUGAAGAACGUCAAAUAGUUCAACGUAUUUGGAAUUAUGUUAGUGAAAAAGCUAAAAAACAAUUUCAAAUUGAUUCAUUAAUUGAUAAACAUCGACGUGAAAUGGAUGAAAAAAUUCAAAUAAAAGAAAAAAUUACAAAAUGUUUAGAUAUUUAUUGUCAAAAUGCUUGUGAUAAACAAUUAUAUUUUGAUCUAUUUUCUGAUAUAGAAAGUCAAUUUAAAUCUGAAAUAAUUCGUUCGAUUAAAAUUCCAGAUGAAAUUCAAAUACUUCUACCACUUGCUAAUCGUCUUAAUCCAUUAGAAAAAUUAUAUGCUUGGAAAACAUUCUUAGCGGAAAAUCGAACAGGUUAA